This is a messenger RNA of Cryphonectria parasitica EP155, 831 nucleotides long. RefSeq lists its product as uncharacterized. The record is from RefSeq and is a predicted model, not a curated record. Lineage: Eukaryota; Fungi; Ascomycota; Sordariomycetes; Diaporthales; Cryphonectriaceae. The coding region runs from base 1 to 831 and encodes 276 amino acids. The transcript has 3 exons.
AUGGUCAUCCGGCAAGACCCCUUCAGCAUGACUCUCGACGCCAACGCUCUCCUGGCCGGGUCCCUCUUCCUCCUCAUGGGGAUGCACUUUGUCCCACGCCUCUUGCUCGAGUCCUGCAUCCUCGCUGUGCCCCUCCUCUUCCUCAUCCGAAACGACUACCAGAACUUCCUUCGCCUCGGGCCCGGCGGCACCCCACCCACCCUCGCCGGCUACGCCCGCCUGGCCUGGUUCCGCCUCUUUGCCCUGCGUGACCCCUUCUCGCCACCACCCCGUCGAGUAGCGGCCACCACCACCAUCUCUCGCCCUGCCGCCGGCGUCCUCACACCACAGAACCUCCCCUACCGCUCCGGCCCCCGCCCCACCGUCGCCGGCCUCGCUCCGCAGCGCCAGCUCAACCAGCACGGCUCCCCCACCACCAUAGCCUCCCUCCGCGCUGCGCUGACCCGCCUCGCCAAGCUGCACCCUUCUCGCUUCGGCACCGCGACCAGCUGUAUCGAGAAGCACGGCUUCGCCCUCUUCGCGCGGCACCCUGUCAGCGAGCACGUCUGCGGCAACGGCGAGGUCUGCCACAUCCACAGUUCCGACCGGAGCAUGCACAUGAACCUGCACCCAGACGACAUCGCCGAGGUCCUGGCCAAGGGCUGGGCCGAGAGACACCCGCUGGCCUUUGGCGCCCAUAGGAAGUGGUGGGAGCCCAGAAGCCCGCUGCCCGAGACGUUUGUGCUCGUGUACUCGCCAAGGGAUGAGAGCGACCUUCGCGUGGUCUGCAAGAUCAUCGAGGCCGCCAUUUGGUAUACUGUUGAGGAACGCGUUGACAUCGAUGCCGAAUAA